Molecule: messenger RNA, 2447 nt
Organism: Candoia aspera
Lineage: Eukaryota; Metazoa; Chordata; Lepidosauria; Squamata; Candoiidae
Gene: TNS4
Product: tensin 4
Exons: 13
Coding region: 220-2349 (709 amino acids)
Cellular component (GO): focal adhesion
Molecular function (GO): protein binding
Source: RefSeq, a predicted model, not a curated record
UUAAAGGAAUAGCACCCUUGAGGCACUGAGAUUUGUUCACACUUUCUUUUUGCCACACUUUGGAGGCUGAGUGCAUCAGAGAAAAGACCUGCCACUGAGUUUAGGUCCUGUGCACAUGAGACUUCUCCAUAAAUGACUAAGGACCCAACCAAAGUUUACACGUAUUAGCGAAUUGGAGUCUAACAUAACAUAAAGACAGGAAGACUUAAUAGCUGCAGGAUGUCAAAGGUCAUCCCAAACCACAUUGUACGGGUUGGGCAGACAGUGUGCGUUUCACCCAAGGAGGAACAUGCCUGUUUACAGCACCCAAAUGAUGGUUUAUCCUGUCACACAUUGCCAAUGCAGUGUUUUUAUUAUACAGUGGAAGGCUGGGACAGGGAGAACUUGUUGGCUGAAACCCAAGGAUGUUCACCGCCUAAGAAAUCUGUUAAAUCUACUGUAAUCAUCACACCUGUGUCCUCUCAACAUUGUGAGGACAAAUGUCAGCAGAAGGAACCAAUGGUGCCAAGUGAGGACAGCUAUCCAGUCUCUCCUACAUUGGAUAUAUCUAUUGAGAAUUUGAACCGCUUGAUCUUGGAAAUUGACCCAACUUUCAAGCCACUCCAACAGCCAGCCCAAGCAGAGAGUCCCCUCCAAGCUGUUCCACAAAACAACACCAGGGUGGUAGCAAAGCAUGAACUAGAUUCAUCAGACAUAAAAUAUAUUGAAAUGUCACCAGGCAAAACCAAGUAUCAAGAGUCUUGGCAGAGCUCAAGAAGUCCUUCCAGCACUCCAUUUUCUGUGUCUUCCCUAAACCGUGGUCGUUCAUUUCCACAUGGAGGCAACCUUGGAUAUAAUUGUGAUACUGUUGGUCACCUUUCUGGAAGCCCACAGCGUUUCUCCCCCACAGGAAGACAGUCACCAGCUUGCAUCCAAGUGUCAGAGAGUAUCUCCAUUCCACAACAAGAUCAGAAGAACUUUGCAUCCUUUGGCUCAAGUUCUUCCUUAGCUUCCUCCCCAGGUGCUGAGAAUAUAUUCAAGUUGUCACAGCUCAGGAGGAUGGCCCAGCGGUGCAGUGAGGCAUCAGUGCUUUCAACAAGUCCUGGGUCAGAUACCAGUUACAUUCUUGGAAGCAGCAGCAUCCAAUCAUUGUCCAACAAUGAGCCUGACACACCUCCCACCAGGUCAAUGGGAAGCCCCUCCUCUGUUGAAUCCCUGACAGGACCCCACAGCACAGGUUCUUCCUACCCCAGAGCCGCAUGCUCCCAGAAGGAGAAUUUUCCUCUAACUCAGCCAAACCAGAAGGGACCAACUCACAGCUACUCCUCUUCACCUGUUACAAAUUCCCUACUCCCAAUCCCUAUACUGCUCAUCAAUGGCCACCUCGAAGACAGUGAGAUGGCUACUCAAUUUUCCAGGGGUUGCUCCAGUUCCUUCAAGCAUAAGAUGCCUCAGGCCAAUUCCAGCACUUUUUCAGGAGUUAAUGGUUUCAGCAACUCCUAUUCUGAAAGCUCAAGUUUCUCCACUUCAUCUCUGGAUGGGUAUUCCAGAGAAGCUCAGACAACUAUGAAGUUUGUGAUGGACACCUCUAAAUAUUGGUUCAAACCCAGCAUCACAAGGGACCAAGCUAUCCAGCUGCUAACAGAUGAACUGCCAGGUACAUUUGUUAUGAGGGACAGCACAUCUUAUCCUGGCUCGUUUGGCUUAGCCCUGAAAGUCUUCAGCAGCAAAACAGGGGAAGAUGCUGGUAACCACAUCAGGCACUUCCUCAUUGAGUCAUCUCCCAAAGGAGUGCAUCUUAAGGGAGCUGAAGAAGAACCCUAUUUUGGGAGUCUCUCAGCAUUUGUAUAUCAACACACCAUUAUGCCAUUAGCACUACCCUGCAAACUGGUCAUUCCCAGCCAAGCUUUCCUCAGUGACGAAAAUCCAGCCAUUGGCUCAGAAGCUGCUCUUCUGGUGUCCCAGAAAGGUGCUGUUUGCAAUGUCUUGUACCUGCACUCGGUGACUAUGGAGACCCUUACCGGCAAAGCAGCAGUUCAGAAAGCUGUAUCUUCCACUUUUGAACAAGAGAUGCUGCCCACGCCCACCACUGUCCACUUCAAAGUUACUGCACAAGGAAUAACCUUGACUGACAUCCAGAGAAAGAUUUUUUUCAGACGGCACUAUCCAUUGGCUACCAUCAGUUUUUGUGACAUGGAUCCUGAAAAUCGAAAGUGGCAAAAAUUUUCGAAAACUUCAAGGAUCUUUGGUGUUGUUGCCAAGAGCCCAGCAGAUCCUGAGAAUAUUUGCCACCUCUUUGCAGAAUAUGAUGCUGUGCAUCCAGCUUCUCACAUAGUUGACUUUAUCAGGAAACUUCUACUUGAUGCCUAGGACUGCCACAGUGCUGAAAUGUCUGUUUCCAGCAAAUCCUCUGCCCUCUAUGCCAAACAAUGUUACCUCUUCAGGCUGCUGGGUUGCAUUCUGAACAG